Molecule: messenger RNA, 2860 nt
Organism: Hypanus sabinus (Atlantic stingray)
Lineage: Eukaryota; Metazoa; Chordata; Chondrichthyes; Myliobatiformes; Dasyatidae
Exons: 4
Coding region: 842-2611 (589 amino acids)
Source: RefSeq, a predicted model, not a curated record
CUCAACCAUCAGGUCCCACACCACCAGGUUCAGGAACAGUCACUACCCCUCAACCAUCAGGUCCCACACCACCAGGUUCAGGGACAGUCACUACCCCUCAACCACCAGGUCCCUCACCACCAGGUUCAGGAACAGUCACUACCCCUCAACCAUCAGGUCCCACACCAACAGGUUCAAGAACAGUCACUACCCCUCAACCAUCAGGUCCCACGCCACCAGGUUCAGGAACAGUUAUAACCCCUUAACCAUCAGGUCCCACACCACCAGAUUCAGGAACAGUCACUACCCCUCAAACAUCAGGUCCCACGCCACCAGGUUCAGGAACAGUUAUAACCCCUUAACCAUCAGGUCCCACACCACCAGAUUCAGGAACAGUCACUACCCCUCAAACAUCAGGUCCCACACCACCAGGUUCAGGAACAGUCACUACCCCUCAACCAUCAGGUCCCACACCACCAGGUUCAGGAACAGUCACUACCCCUCAACCAUCAGGUCUCACACCACCAGGUUCAGGAACAGUCACUAUCCCUUAACCAUCAGGUCCCACACCACCAGGUUCAGGAACAGUCACUACCCCUCAACCAUCAGGUCCCACAGCACCAAGUUCAGGAACAGUUAUCAUCCCUUAACCAUCAGGUCCCACACCACCAGGUUCAGGGACAGUCAUUACCCCUCAACCAUCAGGUCCCACACCACCAGGUUCAGGGACAUUUAUCACCCCUUAACCAUCAGGUCCCACACCACCAGGUUCAGGAACAGUCACUACCCCUCAACCAUCAGGUCCCACACCACCAAGUUCAAGGACAGUUAUUACCCCUCAACCAUCAGGUCCCACACCACCAUGUUCAGGAACAGUCACUACCCCUCAACCAUUUGGUCCCACACCACCAGGUCCAGGAACAGUCACUACCCCUUAACCAUCAGGUCUCACACCACCAGGUUCAGGAACAGCCACUACCCCUCAACCAUCAGGUCCCACACCACCAGGUUCGGGAACAGUCACUACCCUUCAACCACCAGGUUCAGGAACAGUCACUACCUCUCAACCACCAGGUUCAGGAACAAUCAGUACCCCUUAACCAUCAGGUCCCACACCACCAGGUUCGGGAACAGUCACUACCCCUCAACUAUCAGGUCCCACACCACCAGGUUCAGGAACAGUCACUACCCCUCAAACAUCAGGUCUCACACCACCAGGUUCAGGAACAGUCACUACCCCUCAACCAUUUGGUCCCACACCACCAGGUCCAGGAACAGUCACUACCCCUUAACCAUCAGGUCUCACACCACCAGGUUCAGGAACAGCCACUACCCCUCAACCAUCAGGUCCCACACCACCAGGUUCGGGAACAGUCACUACCCUUCAACCACCAGGUUCAGGAACAGUCACUACCUCUCAACCACCAGGUUCAGGAACAAUCAGUACCCCUUAACCAUCAGGUCCCACACCACCAGGUUCGGGAACAGUCACUACCCCUCAACUAUCAGGUCCCACACCACCAGGUUCAGGAAUAGUCACUACCCCUCAACCAUCAGGUCCCACACCACCAGGUUCAGGAACAGUCACUACCCCUCAACCAUCAGGUCCCACACCACCAGGUUCAGGGACAGUCACUACCCCUCAACCACCAGGUCCCUCACCACCAGGUUCAGGAACAGUCACUACCCCUCAACCAUCAGGUCCCACACCAACAGGUUCAAGAACAGUCACUACCCCUCAACCAUCAGGUCCCACGCCACCAGGUUCAGGAACAGUUAUAACCCCUUAACCAUCAGGUCCCACACCACCAGAUUCAGGAACAGUCACUACCCCUCAAACAUCAGGUCCCACACCACCAGGUUCAGGAACAGUCACUACCCCUCAACCAUCAGGUCCCACACCACCAGGUUCAGGAACAGUCACUACCCCUCAACCAUCAGGUCUCACACCACCAGGUUCAGGAACAGUCACUAUCCCUUAACCAUCAGGUCCCACACCACCAGGUUCAGGAACAGUCACUACCCCUCAACCAUCAGGUCCCACAGCACCAAGUUCAGGAACAGUUAUCAUCCCUUAACCAUCAGGUCCCACACCACCAGGUUCAGGGACAGUCAUUACCCCUCAACCAUCAGGUCCCACACCACCAGGUUCAGGGACAUUUAUCACCCCUUAACCAUCAGGUCCCACACCACCAGGUUCAGGAACAGUCACUACCCCUCAACCAUCAGGUCCCACACCACCAAGUUCAAGGACAGUUAUUACCCCUCAACCAUCAGGUCCCACACCACCAUGUUCAGGAACAGUCACUACCCCUCAACCAUCAGGUCCCACACCACCAAGUUCAAGGACAGUUAUUACCCCUCAACCAUCAGGUCCCACACCACCAGGUUCAGGAACAGUCACUACCCCUUAACCAUCAGGUCCCACACCACCAGGUUCAGGAACAGUCACUACCCCUCAACCAUCAGGUCCCACACCACCAGGUUCAGAAACAGUCACUACUUCUCAACCACCAGGUUCAGGAACAGUCACUACCCCUCAACCAUCAGGUCCCACACCACCAAGUUCAAGGACAGUUAUUACCCCUCGACCAUCAGGUCCCACACCACCAGGUUCAAGAACAGUCACUAGCCCUCAACCAUUUGGUCCCACACCACCAGGUUCAGGAACAGUCACUACCCCUUAACCAUCAGGUCCCACACCACCAGGUUUUGGAACAGUCACUACCCCUCAACCAUCAGGUCCCACACCACCAGGUUCAGGAACAGUCACUACCCCUCAACCAUCAGGUCCCACACCACCAGGUUCAGGUAUAGUCACUACCCCUCAACCAUCAGGUCCUACGCCACCAGGUUCAGGAACAGUCACUAUCACUGAACC